Phacochoerus africanus (Common warthog) is the source of this 2849-nucleotide messenger RNA. It is a transcript of the gene RDH11, whose product is annotated as retinol dehydrogenase 11. The transcript has 8 exons. The record is from RefSeq and is a predicted model, not a curated record. Lineage: Eukaryota; Metazoa; Chordata; Mammalia; Artiodactyla; Suidae. Bases 161 to 1111 code for a protein of 316 amino acids.
CUUUUUGCCCUAAGCCGGGCUUUGGACUACAUUUCCCAGAUGGCUUUGCUUCCCGGCCUGUGCUACUUUAUCAGGGCGUGUCUUGGAAGAGAAGCCCUGUCCCCUAGCUACGCUGGGACCUCUCGCUGCGCUUCAGCAGCCGCAGCUGCCUCUCGGCAAGAUGAUUGGGGUCCUGCUCCUGCUCCUUCUUCUCCCUUUGCUCCUGUACAUCGCUGUACCCCAAAUCAGGAAAAUGCUGUCCAGCGGGGUGUGUACAUCAACCGUCCAGCUUCCUGGGAAGGUCGCUGUGGUCACUGGAGCCAACACAGGCAUUGGGAAGGAGACGGCCAAAGAGCUGGCUAAAAGAGGAGCCCGUGUAUAUUUAGCCUGCCGGGAUGUGCAAAAGGGGGAAUCGGUGGCCAGAGAAAUCCAGAACAUGACAGGAAACCAACAGGUAUUGGUGCGGAAACUGGACCUGGCUGAUACUAAAUCUAUUCGAGCUUUUGCUAAGGGCUUCUUAGCAGAAGAAAAGCAUCUCCACAUUUUGAUCAACAAUGCAGGAGUGAUGAUGUGUCCUUACUCCAAGACAGCAGACGGCUUUGAGACGCACAUAGGAGUCAACCACUUAGGUCACUUCCUCCUGACCCAUCUGUUACUAGAGAAGCUGAAGGAAUCAGCCCCAUCAAGGGUAGUGAAUGUGUCUUCCUUAGCACAUCACAUGGGAAGGAUCCACUUCCAUAACCUGCAGGGUGAGAAGUUCUACCAUGCGGGUCUGGCCUACUGUAACAGCAAGUUAGCCAACAUUCUCUUCACCCAGGAACUGGCCCGGAGGCUAAAAGGCUCUGGCGUUACAACAUACUCAGUACACCCUGGUACAGUUAACUCUGAAUUGGUUCGGCACUCAUCCCUCAUGAGAUGGAUUUGGUGGCUUUUCUCCUUCUUCAUCAAGACCCCUCAGCAGGGAGCCCAGACCAGCCUGUACUGUGCCUUAACAGAAGGUCUUGAGGUUCUAAGUGGAAACCAUUUCAGUGACUGCCAUGUGGCAUGGGUCUCUGCCCAGGCUCGUAACGAGACAGUAGCAAGGCGGCUAUGGGAUGUCAGCUGUGACCUGCUGGGCAUCCCUAUGGAUUGACGGGUGAUGGCAGUUGGACCAAGAGAAGCCUGCAGCACACUACUUAGUACUCCCUGCCAAAAUGAUUCUCCUUCAGGAUGGCCAAAACCUUGAGCACAAAGACCGCAAACCUUCCAUCCUUGCCUGCUUGAUGUUGGAUAAAAGCCCAGUAUACACUGCCAGACUCAUCUAAACGCCUUGCAUUUGUCUAGAUUUAUUUUGUUCCUACUACUGCCAGAGUUACCAGAGAUAAUGUAGGAUAGGUAGACCCUCAUGUGACCGCCACCAUAUGACCGCUUGUAUUUUCCCUCUGAAACCUACUACCUAGGAGAGCCUAAGCUAUGGCAGGGUUGAUUUACAGCACUUUAGAUUUGUUUCUAUCCUUCUUGUCCACAAUGUAGUUCCUCCCAACCAAACAACCUUCAAAGGGGCCAUGCUGCAGCCUCAGCUAAGCUCCAGGAGUCACAGUGGCUUGGCUCAAGAGCAAGAUUUCUCCCUUAUCUCUUAAGAAAACCAUCAUGGCACCAACAUCUGGAGUCUUGAAAGAAACUCUUAACUGAAUCUGGGUUGUGGCAUGGCUUUAUCUCUGACACCGCUUUUAAGACACUUUCCCAUGCCUAGACCACAAAAGAGGUUCCUUUUCUAAGAAGGUAGUAGGGUUUAGGGGAUGGUAGGAAUUUGGGGGAAGGCAGAGAUAAAAAUCAAAUUGAAACUGUCAUUCAUUUUCCUAUUUCUCAAACCAGCAAGAGGGUGGUGGAAGAAGCAGUUUGCAAAGAUAUGCCACCUGACUUCAAUUACUGAAGGAGGCCUCAUUUUUGUGCCUUAGUUUCUCUUAGAGAACCAGAAGACAGGAAAGGCUUUUUGAUGAUUGUCCCUGAGUGUAUCUUUGUGUGUGUUCUUUUAUAUUUACGCAGUUGGGAGCAUUCAAAAUAGCCACAAAGGAACAGUAUUAUACUGGAUCCUAGUGCAGGUAAAUGAUCAGAGACGGAUCAAAUCAGUGUCAUUCAGUCUUUGAUACAAAUGGGUAGAGCUACAAAUAGAAGUGAACUUUGUAUAUGCUCAGAACUACCAAUCAAGAAGCACAUGGGUAGCAUGGAAGAAAUCCAAAAAAGAAUCCUAGAAGAUACUGCAUGCAAAGGCAAUGAAGGGACUAAUUAAGGGUUUGUUUUUCAGUCCCAGGCCAGGGAUUGAAUCUGAACUGCAGCUGUGGCAACACUGGAUCCUUUAACCCACUGCGCCUGGCUGGGGAUAGAACCUGAGCUUCCACAGCAACCUAAACUACUGCAGUCAGGUUCUUAACCCACUGCGCCACAGCAGGAACUUCUUCAGCAAAAUAUUUUAAGGACUGAUGUUGGUAAUUACAGUCAAUUUAAAAAUUCUUUUAGGGCAUUUCCUUACAUUAUCUUGAGACUAAUGUCUACUGUACUUGCUAGAAAUCUACAUUUGGAGAACUUUUAUCAAAAGGAAUGCUGCUAAAGGAAGGCUGAGGAAUUGGUAAUAGUUCAUCCCCUGUUUUGAGUACAUACUUCUACUAGAGCUUGUGAUUUUCUUGGACUAACAUAUAUUCACUUAGGUGGAGAAAAGAGUGUAGGACCACAGUCUUCUCAUAUUUGUAAAUAAUCUUUUGUUGAACUUGUUUUGACCAUUAAACUAGACAUAGUUAUUUUACGGAAAAAUUGGAAAACUUUUCAUAAUAGUGUGGAACUGAAUAUUUAAUGUAUAUUGAACUGUCAAUCACAAAUAAAAACUUUUGAUUAUG